AUGUUCGGACUACAAGAUGUGAGCAUUACGGUUGAAAAAGAAUUAACUCAAGAAGAAUCAUCAACGACCAAUUUAGAAUAUUAUUAUUCUACCAAUACUAAUACUAAUACUGAUACUGAUUCUACUUGUGAUAUUGAUACCGAUACAAUUUCAUCGCCACCACCACAACAAAAGAAUGAAUAA
Diversispora eburnea is the source of this 183-nucleotide messenger RNA. NCBI's taxonomy places the organism in Eukaryota, Fungi, Glomeromycota, Glomeromycetes, Diversisporales, Diversisporaceae. The record is from the annotation of a GenBank genome assembly.